UUUGUUAAUUAGCCAUUAAUGGUAACUGGUCUCCCUGGUCUCCAUGGGGUACUUGCUCAGUUACCUGUGGGGAGGGUACCAAAUCACGGACAAGAACCUGUACUAACCCACCACCAAGUAACGGAGGAACCAGCUGUCCGGGACAAUCACAAGAGACCACCAAAUGUACAGAAAAACCAUGCUCAGGUGUUGGUGUCUGUGUUAAAAGUUGUAUGAACCUCCCAAACGGACAUUACCAAUCCUGUGAAUCGUGUAGAAAGUAUGUUACCUGCAGUAAUGAGAAUAUGUAUGACAGGGAUUGUCCCGGUGUCCUUGUCUGGGAUGAUGUAGCCAAACAGUGUCUGUACACAUCAACCACGUGUAACAUUCAGACCCCACUGUCAUCAGAGACUUUUAGAAUGAAGAGAGCUGUGGAUCAAAACAUGAAGCAUUCCUCAAUAGUGGGACAAUUCCAGGGAUAUAACUGGACCAUUUUGAUUUCAAGUGCAGUUGGAGGCGUAGCUAUCGUGGCGCUUGUUGCAGUGGCUAUUAAAUUGAUUAUGAAGAAGAACUAAUCAAAGCCCCAAAAGUGAGGAUGAUUCUUGCAAAAAAGGAAAAUUAAUUUUCCCACAAUUCAAAGAGAUUCGUUUGGAACAGUUGUAUUUAAAUCUCAUUCUUGUCUGGCAUGCAUUUGAUAAGAACCAUGUAAUGUAACAAAUAUUAUUUUCUUUCUUCAUAUCCCUAACAAAGCAAAAUAUGACUUUGACUUUUUGAAUAGAAAGUGUAAAAACAUCC
Molecule: messenger RNA, 774 nt
Organism: Saccostrea cuccullata (small rock oyster)
Lineage: Eukaryota; Metazoa; Mollusca; Bivalvia; Ostreida; Ostreidae
Exons: 4
Coding region: 213-554 (113 amino acids)
Cellular component (GO): extracellular region
Molecular function (GO): chitin binding
Source: RefSeq, a predicted model, not a curated record